Amphibalanus amphitrite is the source of this 1664-nucleotide messenger RNA. Its product is annotated as peptidylglycine alpha-hydroxylating monooxygenase-like. Gene Ontology annotation, molecular function: oxidoreductase activity, acting on paired donors, with incorporation or reduction of molecular oxygen, reduced ascorbate as one donor, and incorporation of one atom of oxygen; copper ion binding. The transcript has 9 exons. Gene Ontology annotation, cellular component: extracellular region; membrane. The record is from RefSeq and is a predicted model, not a curated record. Gene Ontology annotation, biological process: peptide metabolic process. NCBI's taxonomy places the organism in Eukaryota, Metazoa, Arthropoda, Thecostraca, Balanomorpha, Balanidae. Bases 1 to 1131 code for a protein of 376 amino acids.
AUGAAGUUGGCGCGUACUCAGCUGUGGGCACCAUCACCAUCACCACUGCUGAUGGUGGUGGUGAUGGUGGUGAGCCUGCCGAUCCUGGUGCCGGCGCUGGAGACGGAGCGCCUCACCCUGCUGAUGCCGAAGGUUCUGCCGCCGCACCCGGAAACGUACUUCUGUAUUUCGUUGAAGCUGGACCAAAACAACGACCAAUAUGUAGUGAGCUUCGAGCCGAACGCCACGAUGGAGACGGCUCACCACAUGCUGCUGUACGGCUGUGAGCGACCUGGGACCGACGACAAAGUGUGGAACUGUGGGGAUAUGGCCAUCAGCGACCCGGACAAACGCACCGGGCCCGUCUGCCGCGGCGCCAACAAGAUUAUCUACGCGUGGGCCAAAAACGCCCCAAAACUCGUUCUGCCAGACGGAGUUGCGUUCAAGAUCGGAGGAGCAACUAAGGUUAAAUACCUGACCUUACAAGUGCAUUAUGCUGAUGUUUCACUAUUCCAAGACGGAAAAACGAAAGACGACUCCGGGGUGUUUCUCACAUACACAACAAAUCCUCAGCCCAAGUCAGCGGGCGUCCUGCUGAUGGGCACCGGCGGCUACAUCUUCCCCAACUCGGAGGAGCACAUGGAGACCGCCUGCGACAUCACCGAGGACACCGUCCUGCACCCGUUCGCCUUCCGCACCCACACGCACCAGCUCGGCACGGUGGUGUCGGGCUGGCGCGCCCGGUACAGCCGCUCGGACGGCUACCGCUGGACGCUGAUCGGCAAGAUGAACCCGCAGCUGCCGCAGAUGUUCUACCCGGUGCUGGACAACGUCACCAUCACCACCGGCGACAUCGUGGCUGCAAGAUGCACGAUGAAUAAUUUCCGGUCACGAUUCACAAAAAUCGGUCUGACGGCCGAAGACGAGAUGUGCAACUUCUACAUGAUGUACUGGACGGACGGCGCGCCGCUGUCCCGUAGCAGCUGCUUCAGCUGGGGCCCGCCGUUCUCCUACUGGCACCGGCUGCCUUUCGGUCUGUCCCGUCUGUUCAGCCACCCCUGGCUGACGCAGAUACCGGACGAAGAGAGCGCCUCGGCCAUCAGCAGAGAGGAGCUGAAAAAGUACUUUACCGGACGCAUGAUCGGCGCCUAGGCCAGUGGCCAGGCGGGCAGUGAAUGGUGGUCAAGUGCUUGUAAACUCACUUUCGUUGGUGUUGGCGAGUUGAGGGCGUUGGUAGGCGCCUUUCGCUGAAAUCUUCAGCGUAAUAGGUGCACAGACACUACAGCAGGGUAAUGUGCACAGCGCACGUGAAAAAUAAGAUCGCAUGUUGAAACACAAAGUUGAUGACGAAACGAUUCGCAUUGUAAAAACUAAAAAGUCGAUGCAUUGCAUUGCUUAACGAAUGGGCACUAUAUUUUCUGUGAAGAUCGUCUUUAAUUUUGGUAUUUGUGUAUGUGUUCGGCAUAUGAAUGUCGGAAUCAUGCUUGUUGCGCUUCGGUAUUUACUUUUCACUAUUGAUUACGUGCAUUUACUGUUGCUGGCAUUAAGUAAUUUAUUUAUUAGGGUAGAUUGUUGCUGCUUAUGGAUAUAAAAGCCGAGGGAGCAGAAUACAUAUUACACAGUCAUCACGAUCACAUCUAUUUAGCAUUUUAGCUUAGUGCCAACACCCCCACUGGAGUUAUGAA